CUCUUCUACUUGCCCUCUUCUCCCGCGAGUUCUUCUCUGAUCUAUCUCGAGCUUGAACUAGGGUUUUCGAGCAGCGAAGAUGGGUGGAUGGAGGAUCUCUCCGCUGCUCGUGCUUGCUCUGAUCGCUUUCCUCUCGCUUCAAAUCGGGGCUUCGGAUCCGUUGUUCUACGAAUCUUUCGAUGAAACGUUCGAGGGGCGGUGGAUCGUGUCUGACAGGAGCGAUUACAAUGGUAUUUGGAAGCACUCAAAGAGUGAGGGGCAUGAGGAUUAUGGGCUUCUUGUGAGUGAGAAAGCUCGGAAAUAUGCGAUAGUUAAAGAACUUGAUGAACACAUUAAUCUUAAGGAUGGAACUAUUAUUCUUCAGUUUGAAACACGGCAUCAGAAUGGCCUUGAAUGUGGAGGGGCAUAUCUAAAAUAUCUCCGCCCUCAAGGGGCUGGAUGGGCUCCUAAGGAGUUCAGCAAUGAGUCACCAUACUCAAUCAUGUUUGGUCCCGAUAAGUGUGGGUCCACAAACAAGGUGCAUUUUAUCCUGAAACACAAGAAUCCAAAGACUGGAGAGUUUGUUGAGCAUCAUCUCAAGUAUCCCCCGUCUGUCCCGUCUGACAAACUUUCUCAUGUCUACACAGCCAUUCUAAAACCUGAUAAUGAAUUGCUAAUUUUGAUUGAUGGGGAGCAAAAGAAGAAAGCAAACUUCUUAUCUGCUGAUGAUUUUGAACCUGCACUUAUACCACCUAAGAUAAUUCCUGAUCCAGAUGAUAAGAAACCUGAGGAUUGGGAUGAGAGAGCCAAGAUUCCAGACCAUGAUGCCGUAAAGCCUGAUGACUGGGAUGAGGAUGCCCCUAUGGAAAUUGAAGAUGAAGAUGCUGUUAAACCUGAGGGAUGGUUGGAUGAUGAACCUGAGGAAAUUGAUGAUCCUGAUGCCGCCAAGCCAGAAGAUUGGGAUGAUGAAGAAGAUGGAGAAUGGGAGGCACCAAAGAUUGAUAACCCAAAGUGUGAUGCUGCACCUGGUUGUGGUGAGUGGAAGAGGCCAACCAAGAGAAAUCCAGCAUACAAGGGGAAAUGGCAUGCCCCCAUGAUUGACAACCCCAACUAUAAGGGUAUCUGGAAACCCCAGCAGAUUUCUAACCCUGACUAUUUUGAACUUGACAAACCUGAGUUUGAGCCUGUUGCUGCUAUUGGCAUUGAGAUUUGGACGAUGCAGGAUGGCAUUUUGUUUGACAACAUUUUGGUAGCUAGUGAUGAGAAGGUUGCUGAGUCGUAUAGGGAUAAAACAUGGAAACUGAAAUACAACUCGGAGAAAGAAAAGCAGAAAGCUGAAGAUGCAGCUGCUGGUCUGGGUGAUGGACUAUCAAGCUUCCAGAAGAGUGUGUUUGGUGUUCUUUACAAAGUUGCUGACAUUCCUUUCCUGGCAGCAUACAAGAUGAAGAUCAUGGAUGCCAUAGAGAAAGGAGAAAAACAACCAAACCUGACAAUUGGAGUUCUGGUGUCCAUAGUGAUUGUAUUCUUAACUAUCAUCUUCAAAAUCCUCUUUGGGGGAAAGAAACCGGUGGUGCCAACAAACCCCGUCCCUGAAAGCAAGACUUCUGAAGCUGCAGAAACUGAUCUUCCAGAAAGCAGUUCAGCACAAGAAGAAAAUGAGAAAGAGGAUGCUCCUGUUUCCCGUCCGAGGAGGUCCAGGAGGGAGACAUAGGUAAAAUACAAUAUGGAAUUUUGAGUCUGCCAUCAGGUUACAGUCAACUAUUAAUCUCUAGGAUUUUGUGUGUAAAAAUUACAUUUAGCUUUGUUUUACCCAUCUGCAGAAACAUUCUCCUGAACAGAAAAAAAAAAAAAUUGUUUGUAAUUUCAUAUUUCAUUGGAAUCUAAUCCUAGAAUGUGAAGUA
Molecule: messenger RNA, 1880 nt
Organism: Dioscorea cayenensis subsp. rotundata (Guinea yam)
Lineage: Eukaryota; Viridiplantae; Streptophyta; Magnoliopsida; Dioscoreales; Dioscoreaceae
Product: calnexin homolog
Exons: 6
Coding region: 80-1690 (536 amino acids)
Biological process (GO): protein folding
Cellular component (GO): endoplasmic reticulum membrane; endoplasmic reticulum
Molecular function (GO): calcium ion binding
Source: RefSeq, a predicted model, not a curated record